CUUUUCGCUCCUAACAUGGAGCAAGCCCAUUGGGUCUCUAUUUAUUAAGAGAUGGAGAUGUGGCUUUGUACAGUGGGUACAAGUUAACGAGAACGAGAACGAGGUGGAGUCCUACCUUUAAAUAUCCUGCAACAAUCGACAAUGGCUGGCAAACAGCCUUAAUAGCGGAUGUUCCGCUUACUUCCUUCGGAGCAUAUUCCCUACCCAGGUUAAAGAGAUCUUCAGAAAAUAAAAGACGGAUUCGAUAUGGGACAGCUGAAGAAGAUUGGAUCUUCGCAAAAAGUCGUCAUUCGUCAAAACAUAACGGCUUACAUGAUUAUAUGCGGCGCAGCAUGAUGCUAACCGUUGGGUAGACCCUGCCAGCUCAGCUUUAGGAUCUCUAUCCAAGUACUGUGCAUGAGAUGAAGGUCCAAUGCAUCCACAGCUAGGCUAUUCGACAUACAUAUAUAGACUGAAGGGGCGGAUACAAAUAUAUAUGGAAGCAUCCGAGUUGCCCGAAUUACACGGCGAACCGACACAAUGUGAGAAAGUCGGCGAGGCCAUGCCCGACAUUGCGGGCUACGGAGUCUUAAUCGGUUUCAGCGUGCAAGCUUUCAUCUCGCUAGUAUUGUCUAUCUGGGCAUUUUUCCUAACGAAAUUCGGUCGUCUCCAAGUCCAAGGUGAAGAGGGCACUGCGCAACGUGCAAACGAGAAGAAACGACUCGGAUUCGUAACCGAAAUAUUAAUGGUCGGAAACGAUUUGCAAAUGAUCACCGGACUCGCACUUAUCGGCACGACACUUGCACACGGGAAGGAAAUCGACUUAUAUCAUCUACAUUUGGUUUACGACACUGUUAGUUUCGUCGGUGUUUCGAAUGCGGCGGCGUUGGUCUGCUGGACCUUCAUGAGAGCUAAAUCGCUUAAAUCGCGAUCUCAUCAUAAGAUAUUCCCGGCUUACUGGACCGGUCGCUUCCGCGUUUCAUACGCAUUCGCAGUCCUGUUCUUAGGACUCACCAUCUUCCUCGAAGUCCGACUAGAUGAAUGGUCACUUACCGCAGAAGAGGCCGGCUACUGUUAUAUAACGACAGGUCUCGCAGUUCCCGGGGCUGAUCACCCAACUGCCGACAAGGCAUAUGUAGCGACCACGGCGAUAUGGCUUCUACUCGUCAUGUUUGGUUCCUUGUUCGCCUCGGUAAAAUUCCGGAAACCGUUGCUGCUGCUCAGCGCGCUGCAAUUCCCGGUACACCUCUACAUGAUGAUCAAGUUGCGACUGGAAAACUACCCCUAUCUGGAGGGCGAGGAUGAGAAUAGAUGGGAUUUUGGACAGACAACUGCUAUCAUAUUGCUUGCUGUCACUGUUGCUCAACUGAUCCAUCAGGGGAUCGAGUAUGUUAAAUUCGAGAGUGCCUUGAAGAAAUACGGACCUUCUUAUGCGUUGGCUCAAAAGGAGGAACUUUCUGAGGUACCCUCGGUGGUUGAGCAGGGCCUUAGACAGAUCCAGGAGGCGAAGCGGAACGCGAGCAGCGUUCGUCUUGAGAGAAGCAGCGAAACAAGCCGGCAAGAGGAGAGCCACGAGCUAAUAGAGAACCCUCAACACAGAGCUUGAGUUGAAUUUAGACUGGAAUGAUGGAGAGAACAUGAGUCGGUCGAGGCUAUGCUCUGGUAGUGUUGCUUGCGUACCUUAGUUAGGUUAGGAGGACACAUGUGACCAAGUGUCGGUUUUGAAUGAAGAACCGUGAUAGCCGAAGAAAUUGCUCGGUGGUUCUUUGUAUACCCUCAGAAAUGACUUAUUUGGAUACGGGCUUACAUAUAAACGACUAUAGCGUAGUCAGCCAGUAUUAGAUACAUAGACAUGAACAUAUACCUCUACUAGGUAACGAAUGGAAUAUAUCAGUAUAUCCUAUAUUCAUUGAAGAGCAUCAUUUGAUUUGCCAGCACGGGGUUGGAUGUUAGGCAGGUAUUUGGGUUAGGUGACGUCAUGGUUUGAAGUUGAGAAGUGCCGAAAAGCUAUUGGUACAUACAGAUAUGGUACUUUGUGUUUCGUACUGAAUCUCACAAAUUAUAAGCAUGGAUGGUACUCGGGAUGUAUGUACUCUGCCAUGUGAUGGAGGUAAGUCUAUCUUUGGUUUUAGGGCUGAAGGGGAACAUGUACACUACAUAGGUAAAGUUGACAGGUCUGCAGGUGCAU
Daldinia decipiens is the source of this 2167-nucleotide messenger RNA. RefSeq lists its product as uncharacterized. The transcript has 7 exons. Lineage: Eukaryota; Fungi; Ascomycota; Sordariomycetes; Xylariales; Hypoxylaceae. The record is from RefSeq and is a predicted model, not a curated record. The coding region runs from base 413 to 1585 and encodes 390 amino acids.